Messenger RNA from Paecilomyces variotii, 2609 nucleotides. Its product is annotated as CCR4-NOT transcription complex, subunit 3. Lineage: Eukaryota; Fungi; Ascomycota; Eurotiomycetes; Eurotiales; Thermoascaceae. Gene Ontology annotation, biological process: nuclear-transcribed mRNA poly(A) tail shortening; regulation of DNA-templated transcription. The transcript has 3 exons. Gene Ontology annotation, cellular component: CCR4-NOT core complex; P-body; nucleus. The coding region runs from base 293 to 2155 and encodes 620 amino acids. The record is from RefSeq and is a predicted model, not a curated record.
CGCCUUUGCAGACGUCAGAUCUUCGGUUCAGGUGUUAGUGCCCUCUGAUUGGUCUUGGCAUCGUCCAGCUUGACACCUCCGGAACAAGGCUUCACGACGCUGAAAUCGAGUUUCCCAGCACAACGCCACCGUUGUUUGGUUCUGCGAGCAUUCAGACAGCCCUCGUGGCGCACCCAAAUAACAUCUACGAAGACGCGUCCACGCACUUGCUCGACGUAGGAGCUUGUAGCGUCCUAUUUUCCUCCGCACAGGGACCCAUACCCACAGCCUCCUGUUCAUAUGAACAGCAGCCAUGACGUCCCGAAAAACGCAGCAAGAGAUCGACAAGACCUUCAAGAAGGUCGCUGAAGGUAUACAAACAUUUGAAGGCAUAUAUGAAAAGAUCCGAUCCACGUCCAAUCCUGCGCAGCGCGAUAAGCUAGAGGACAACCUCAAACGAGAGAUCAAGAAGCUUCAGCGAUUCCGAGAUCAGAUCAAGUCGUGGGCGGCCGGAAAUGAGGUGAAAGACAAGAACCCACUGCUGGAGCAGCGGAGGGCCAUCGAAACAUGUAUGGAACAAUUCAAGGCCGUAGAGAAGGAGAUGAAGACGAAGGCAUACUCGAAGGAAGGGCUAUCCGCCGCAUCUCGAUUAGAUCCUAAGGAGAAGGAGAAGGCUGAAGCUGCUGAUUUCCUGUCGAGCAUGGUGGACGAGCUCCAGCAGAAGAUAGAGGCGAUGGAGGCCGAAGAGGAGACCCUACAUGCGUCGGUGAAGAAGGGCAAGAAGGACGUGGCGAAAACGAAUCGCUUAGCGGACAUCUCGCGGAUAUCGGAACGACAUAGAUGGCAUGUCAACAAGCUCGAGUUGCUUUUACGGUCACUUCAGAACGGUAACGUGGAAACGGCCCAGGUCGUGGAUCUGAAGGACAGCAUUAAGUACUAUGUCGAGGACGGUCACAACGUGGACUACUCAGGCGAGGAUGAAACGCUCUACGAUGACUUGAACCUUGGCGACGAGGAGUCUCAGUUUGGUGUCGUUGGUGACAACGACCGGGUCUCUUCGCAGGAUGCACAGUCAGUACAGGAGGAUGAGCCAGAGGCACGAGGGAAGCCCAAGGCAGAUCCUGCGGCACCACGAAGGCCAUCCACCCAGAUGAAGUCGCCUCUUCCGGUUCUCGCAACACUGCAUCCCAAUACUCCCUCGUCCUCCUCCGCUAGCGGUAUGAAGCCUGCUCCUCCACCUACCCGUCUUCCCGGAGAGACGUUGAAGUAUGCAUCUGCCGCUGCUGCUGCUGCCGCAAGCGAUAAGAAUGGGGUCGGUAUUGCACCUCUACCACCUCCUCCAGGAGCGAGCCCUGCAAUUUCGGCAGCCUUUCCCGUUUCGAAAGCUUCGUCUACGGCCUCCCCACGCGUUCCAGCUGCACAACCUGUCCAGAAAGCAGUGCCAACGGCUCCAAGCGCGGAAGAGCCUUCCACCCAAGCGCGGACAAAGACACAAGCUCUCAGCCCAGGUACUCCAGUAGCAGGCUCAGCGGCAGGUUCUUUGGGUGCUGGACCAUCCUCAACGCCGGCAGCGGAUAAGGCAGAGUCCAUAGCUACUAAGGAUCAACCAGUGACAAAUGGCGAUGUCUCCAAGCAGGAUGUAAAUGCAGAGGAUUCGAUAUAUCACCUUCCUCCCGGCUUGCAAGAUCUAAUACAAUCUUUCGAGAUAACGAAGGAAAGAGCAACAGCAUCAGUGAACCAAUCGCCGUCGGUACAGCGUUUGCUGGCCGCAUCGCUCACGACUUGCCCCGAGCCUACCGAUGCCGAGAAGCCAAAGCACUACAAGCCGCAGAACCCUUAUAACACGCCCAUCUAUUAUCCUCAGGAGCCGCUGCCAAUCCUCGACGACCCACGGCUAUACGAGACAGGAAGGAUAGACACAGAUACACUGUUCUAUAUCUUCUAUUAUCGUCAGGGCACAUACCAGCAAUAUCUAGCGGCCAAGGCGCUGAAAAAUCAGAGUUGGCGUUUCCACAAGCAGUACCAGACCUGGUUCCAGCGUCACGAGGAGCCGAAGACAAUCACAGAGGAGUUUGAGCAGGGUACCUACCGAUUCUUCGAUUAUGAAAGCACAUGGAUGAAUCGGCGUAAGGCGGACUUCAAAUUUAUUUACAAGUAUCUUGAGGAUGAUUUGUAACGGCAUGGUUUCUCCUAUGGGAUCGGUAGUUUUCAUUUGGCAGUUAAACGGAUGGUUAGCCGAGGCAGUUAGGUUUCAUAACACUAGGCUGGGCUGGGCUAGGCGUCAACAGCUGCAAUAACGGAAAUACUUUCGAUAUCGAUAGGCUUUGAAUUCAAUGGGAUUGAUCUCAGACAGGACUUUGUGCUUGGAAGAAAGGACAUUAGUUGAUUGAGGCGUGUGGGAAUCUUGGUUUGUCUUAUUACGGUGGGCUGUCGCUUUUUUUUUGACUGUCAUGCCAUCGUCCCCCAUAUGUCUCAAGAGUCGUCAAAUUCAAGCUCAAGCCAGGAAACAUUUUUUCCUUGGCUUCAUCGUCCAAUAUUCCUUCUUUUCCUUUCUAGGGCCAGUCUGGUAACCUAUAUACCACGUAGUGACUACAAUUAUCUAGAUUGGAUGAGGCCUCUCAAUGAACACU